AUGGCAACUCUUAUCGAAGGAAUUAGAGACGAAUUAAAAGAUGCAAAAAGAAACCACGAAGAAGCCAAGGAUAAGUUGAAGGAAUUCGAAGAUGGGGAAGAUGACGGGCAGUGGUUGAGGGGAUUGAGGAGAAAGUCCGAAUUGGAAUUAGAAAGUGAAGAUGUUGAUACAAAAGCAUUAAAUCGUGUUAAAAAAAUAAAAUACUCUGCAUCAGAAUUUGCCUUAUCAAAAAAUUGGGUUCAAGAGUUGAAUUGUCCUAAUCCACCAUUUUUAAAUGGUCGUCCACCGAAUAAUUAUGACAUACCUAUUACCUUAUAUAAUGAAGUUUUUGGGAAGUUUUUAAGAGAUUGCAAAGAUCUUAGUAUAACAAAUAAGGACAAAAAUAUAGUUUGUGAACUACUAUUAACAAUGAGUGGUACUUUUAUGUCACACAAUGAAAGAAUAGAAGCAUUCCAAGGGUGGGCUAGAAAGUUUAUUGAUUAUGAUACAACAUCUUAUAAUUUUAGUAAUAAACAGUCAAUUGAUGGAGUAUGGCGGAAGGAAUACAAUGGAAAAACUAUUCUAUUAACUAUCUUUGAAUUCAAGAAUGAGUUUUCAUCAACUGAUCCUUACAUGCAAGCAAGCAAAUAUUAUUCAGGAUAUUUUGAAGAGUUAUAUGAGGAAAAAUCAUAUAUUCUUCAGCAAACUUGUGUACCAACUUUUCUUGUUUACAUUUAUGGUCCUUAUUUUGGAAUUGCAGGUGCAGUUGUAGGACAAAAUAUCACCAUUGACCCACUUGUAGAAGGAUCACUAAUUUUCAGACAUGGAAACAAGUUCUGGAUAGAUCAGAUAAUAAGGGUUUUCUGUGCAUUACGAAAAGCCAAUAACCAUCUUGAUAAAUACUAUAGUCAAAUCCCAAAAUUCCAAGUGAGUAAGGAAGUAACAAGACAAGAACGUUUUCCUUUUUUAAGAAAUUAUAAAUCAACUUCUGGAGAAAUUAUAAAUAUUGAAUAUGUAAAUCGUAUUGACAGUGAAAUUAAGAAACUUAUUUUUUUGAUAAGGGAACUAGGAGGGAGAAAGCAUAUUUUAAAAUUUGCUACUUCAUACAAUGCAAAGGUACAUAAUUUCUGCUUUAACCAAGGGUUUGCACCAGAACUGAUAAAAUUUGACAACAUUGAAAACACUGAUUACAAAUUUAUUAUUAUGGAAUAUCUUGAUGGAUUCAAUAUUAUGACUGAUAUAUGGUACAGAUUAAAUGAGAAAGAAAAGUCAGAAUUGAAAGCAAAGAUUUUAGAUGCAGUAAACAUAAUGCAUGAUAACAAUUUUGUUCAUGGUGAUCUACGUUUCAACAAUAUAAUGACAAAAUUAGAUUCAAAUGGAAGUUGGAUUGUAAAGUUCAUAGAUUUUGACUGGGCUGGAGAUAAUGGGGAAGCAGAAUAUCCACAAUUUUUGAAUAAGGAAAUUAAUUGGCAUAGUGAUGCACAACAACUUGGUAAAAUUUUUCUUGAUCAUGAUAAUCAUUUAAUCAAUCAUUAUUUUAACAAUUAUUAG
This is a messenger RNA of Funneliformis mosseae, 1530 nucleotides long. NCBI's taxonomy places the organism in Eukaryota, Fungi, Glomeromycota, Glomeromycetes, Glomerales, Glomeraceae. The record is from the annotation of a GenBank genome assembly.